GAAACCGAAGAAGUAUAUGAUAGAAUACUACAAUUACGAAUGUCAUCCCAAGCAGCAAGAUGAGUUAACGGCCACAAAUGGCUUCUUCCUUCAACACACUACAACGGCGGGAACUUCUCUCUCAUACUCUCUGUAAGUCUUUCUCUACUUCCUCAAUUCCCCAAUCCCACCAUUCUUUUGCAUUUUCAUCUCCCAAACAUGCCCUUCCUCCAUUCAAGUUAUCUCCUUUCUUUUUGGUUAAUGCUCCUGUGACUGUCAUUAGCCCUGUUAAUUCUAAAUCUUCCUCUAGAUUGGACUGUAAUUCUUCAACUGAAACUGUAGAUUUUAGAGAUUUUAGUGAUAAUUUGGGUUCUGGGUAUUCAUCUUCUGUCCAAAAGGGUGAAAAAAAUGGGGGAGGGUUUGUAGAUUAUGGCAAGAAUAAUAGGAAUUCUGGUGGGAAAUUGAAUUUUAGGAAAAGAAGUGAAAAUGGGUCUGAAAUUUCUUCUGCUAAGAGGGGAAGUAGAAAGUGGGAGAGAAAAAUGGAGGAGAUUGUGGGAAAAGUUGCUAUAAAUAGUAAUGUGGAGGAUGUUAAGGGAGAUAAUAGUGGUUUUGAAAAAAAGGGUCAAAAGGGUUCUGGGGUUUCUUCUAGAAGUGUUAGAGAUGCUAAUUCGAUGUCGAAAGUUGUUAAUAGAAGUGUAGAUAGAGGUGCCAUUAGAGAUGGUGGUGAUGCUUCUAAGGUAAAGAAAAAGGAGAAAUUGUCUAAGAAGUGUAUUGUUAAUUCACCAGAGUUUCAUAUGAGGAAUAGCUUGGACAUGUGCUCCAAAAGGGGUGAUGUCUUGGGUGCAAUUUCGCUGUAUGAUUCGGCAGUUAAGCAAGGGAUAAAGAUGGGGCAGUACCAUUAUACUGUGCUCUUGUAUCUGUGUUCUAGUGCUGCAAUGGGGGUUGUUCGACCGGCUAAAAGUGGUAGUGGCAGUAGGAGUUUAGAUGCAGUUCCCUCUCAAAAGUUAGAUGGGACAAAUGACUCUGGUGAGGAGGAAGACGAUGAUAUAGAUGAUGAAGCUCGAGAUAGAAAGGAUCAAACUCAAAAGUUAGAAGUAAAUGAGAUUAGGGUAAGUGAUGAUGUAAGGAAGUUUGCCCGUAAAAAAGGGUUUGAAAUUUAUGAGAGAAUGUGCUUGGAUAAGGUGCAGAUGAAUGAGGCUGCUUUGACUUCAGUUGCUAGAAUGGCAAUGGGCGUGGGUGACGGAGACAAGGCUUUUGAUAUGGUAAAGGAGAUGAUUUCAAUUGGGAUAACCCCAAAAUUGAGGUCUUAUGGUCCUGCUUUAUCUGUUUUCACCAGCAAUGGAGAUAUUGAGAAAGCCUUUGCAGUUGAAAAACACAUGUUGGAGAAUGGAGUUUAUCCAGAAGAGCCUGAACUGGAGGCCCUUCUUAGAGUAAGUAUUGAAGCUGGUAAAGCUGACCGAGUGUAUUAUGUGUUGCAUAAGCUUAGAACAGUGGUGAGGUAUGUCUCACCUUCUACUGCAGAUUUGAUUGAAAAAUGGUUUAAUAGCAAACAAGCAUCGAGAAUUGGGAAAAGAAAGUGGGAUCAUGAUAUGAUUACUCAAACAAUGGAAAAUGUUGGUGGUGGGUGGCAUGGGAAAGGAUGGUUAGGUAGAGGAAAAUGGAGUGUCUCACGAACUUCCAUCGGAGUUGAUGGUUUAUGUAGAUGUUGCGGGGAAAAGUUGGCCUUGAUUGACCUUGAUCCUGAUGAAACAGAGAGGUUUGCUGAAUCAGUUGCAGCUAUAGCAGCAAAGAGAGAGAAGCAUUCUAGCUUCCAAAAUUUUCAAAGGUGGCUAGACUACUAUGGUCCAUUUGAGGCUGUAGUGGAUGCAGCUAAUGUCGGUCUCUUCAGUCAGAGAAACUUCCAACCUGGGAAGGUAAAUGCUAUUGUGAAUGGGUUGCGCCAAAUGCUUCCUUCUAGAAAGUGGCCACUCAUCGUUCUGCACAAUAGGCGAGUUACUGGAAGCAAGCUAGAUAAACCUAUGAAUAAGGAAUAUGUUGAAAAAUGGAAAAAUGCUGAUGCACUUUAUGCGACACCAACUGGAUCAAAUGAUGAUUGGUACUGGUUGUAUGCAGCUAUAAAGUUUAAGUGUCUACUUGUGACUAAUGACGAGAUGAGAGACCAUACAUUCCAGCUCCUAGGAAAUGACUUCUUUCCUAAAUGGAAAGAAAGGCACCAGGUUCGGUUUAGCUUCUCAGAAAUUGGCCCUAUUUUUCACAUGCCACCACCAUGUUCUGUUGUUAUCCAGGAAUCAGGGAGCGGCCACUGGCAUAUUCCCAUUGCUUCAGAGCACCAAUAUGAAGAGGAUAGAACAUGGUUGUGUGCCACACGCCCAAACUCUCAUAUCGGAAGCCAGAGUCACAUAGUUGGAGCAAAUUCAGCAGAAGAUUCCAAAGAGGAUAUCAAAGACCAAAGGCAAUAGAGUAGCUCAAAUUCUUACUCUUCUCAACAGGUUAAAGCUCCAUUAGCAGCUUUUUGUAAGAAGGUUACUGACAAGUAGUUCCUGUAAGUCACAGAGAUCUCAGAAAUACGCUAUCAGGAUCUUCAUCAUCAAAAUAAGACCAUCUCCCAUUCUUGAAUGCUAUAAAGGCUGCUGAGAAUCGUGCUGGGCAUGUGAUAGAUUUUCAGAUAAGACAUGAUAUAACCUAACAUGAUUACUCUUCACAUUUUGGAAAACUGCUUACUCAAACUCAGCAAUCUUAUGCUCUUAUGAAGCUAAAAGUUUUGCUGAUGAAUUUGGUAUGGAGAAAUAUUACUUGUCCUUGCUCUCUGGUUUGGCAACCGCCAAUUCCUGAUGCUGUGCUAGAUUGAAGCUUCUUACAUUCUAGGUUAUUGGCGAACACAUGUUUUAGGAUUGUGGAAAUAGCAUCUUAGUGUCAUUACAUGAGUUAGCUCAAGGAACUGUAAAUUUCAGCAGCUGCUCUUCUUUUUCUAUCAAUAUAUAUUGGAGAAUCUUAUUGGAUUUCUCUCCAAAGUUUAU
Messenger RNA from Chenopodium quinoa (quinoa), 2996 nucleotides. RefSeq names its product proteinaceous RNase P 1, chloroplastic/mitochondrial-like. Gene Ontology annotation, biological process: tRNA 5'-leader removal. The transcript is spliced from 7 exons. The coding region runs from base 78 to 2438 and encodes 786 amino acids. Gene Ontology annotation, molecular function: protein binding; ribonuclease P activity. The record is from RefSeq and is a predicted model, not a curated record. Lineage: Eukaryota; Viridiplantae; Streptophyta; Magnoliopsida; Caryophyllales; Amaranthaceae.